GAAACCCUCUUCCCAACCCUUUCUACUAGGUCGACGUCUCCAGCAUCAGCUGCUCCCCACCCGUGUCUGGGUGGGCCUCUUGGGCAGGCUCCGCUAGUCUCCUUUCCUUCGAUCAUCCCCACGUGCGGGACGUCAUCUGCUUGCUCUGCCAUCAGCCUCACAUCCUGAGGGCAGGGACCAUGCGGGGGUUGUCCAUCUCUGUAUCCCCAGUGCCAGCACUGCACCUCGCCCCAAGCAGUUGUCCAACAAAUGAGCAGUGAGUAAAUGAAACAAUGAGCAAAGCCUUGUAACAGGAAAGGGGCCGGCGGCGUCUGCCGUGCAAGACCUGGCCCAGUGGAGCAGAGCCUGGAGGUUCAGGAGCCGGGUCUGGAAGGCUCCUGCCGGUGGAAGAGGGGCCCGGAGCCAGCCGGCGCCUGGCACAAGGCGUCUCAGAGGCCGCCCACUGGGAGCCAACCGUUGCAGCCAGUUGUCCCCGCGAGCGAGGCCGGAGAAGGCGCGGCGGCCCCUGGCCUGGCCAUUUCACCCUUGUCGCAGCUGAACCGCCGACUACGAGCUCCUGCACCGCGCACACACCCCGCGCGCUUCGCUCUCGGCCUCGCCCGGCCACCGUCGCUCUCUAGAACGCCGCGCCCGUGACCCGGAAGAGCAUUCUCCUUAGCAACUGCGGGACUGCGGCGGCGCCGGCCUCCGGGGAGAAACGCGAAUGACAACAGAGCUGCUCAAGGCGGGAACUCUGAGCUAAGCAGUGGAGGUUUCUCUGGAUCUGGAGAGAAGAGUGACCUUGGAGCCAAUAAUGAGCCAUCCUGACUACAGAAUGAACCUCCGGCCCCUGGGGACCCCCAGAGGUGUGUCUGCUGUGGCUGGUCCACAUGACAUUGGUGCUUCGCCAGGUGACAAAAAGUCAAAGAACAGGUCCACACGAGGGAAGAAAAAGAGCAUAUUUGAAACUUACAUGUCCAAGGAGGAUGUUUCGGAAGGCUUGAAGAGAGGAACACUCAUCCAGGGUGUAUUGAGAAUUAAUCCAAAGAAGUUUCAUGAAGCCUUCAUUCCUUCCCCGGAUGGUGAUCGAGACAUUUUUAUUGAUGGGGUUGUUGCUCGUAAUAGAGCCUUAAAUGGGGAUCUGGUGGUCGUGAAACUGCUUCCCGAGGAGCAUUGGAAGGUAGUUAAACCAGAGAGCAAUGACAAAGAAACAGAAGCUGCAUAUGAAUCAGAUAUCCCCGAGGAGCUCUGUGGACACCAUCUCCUGCAACAGUCCCUGAAAAGCUAUAAUGACAGUCCUGAUGUCAUUGUAGAGGCUCAGUUUGAUGGCAGCGACUCAGAAGAUGGACAUGGCAUCACACAAAAUGUGCUGGUUGAUGGUGUUAAGAAACUCUCAGUUUGUGUUUCUGAGAAAGGAAGAGAGGAUGGUGAUGCACCGGUUACAAAAGAUGAGACCACCUGCAUUUCACAAGACACAAGAGCUUUAUCGGAGAAAUCCCUGCAAAGAUCAGCAAAGGUGGUUUACAUCUUGGAGAAAAAACAUUCUCGAGCAGCAACCGGCUUCCUCAAACUCUUGGCUGAUAAGAACAGCGAACUGUUUAGGAAAUACGCCCUGUUUUCUCCCUCAGACCACCGAGUGCCUAGAAUUUAUGUGCCUCUCAAGGACUGUCCCCAGGACUUUGUGGCACGGCCUAAAGAUUAUGCCAACACACUGUUCAUCUGCCGCAUUGUGGACUGGAAGGAGGACUGCAAUUUUGCCCUGGGGCAGCUGGCUAAGAGUCUUGGGCAGGCUGGUGAAAUUGAGCCUGAAACAGAAGGAAUACUAACAGAGUAUGGCGUGGAUUUCUCUGAUUUCUCUUCAGAAGUUCUAGAAUGUCUUCCUCAAGGCCUGCCAUGGACAGUUCCACCAGAGGAGUUCAGCAAGAGAAGGGAUUUAAGAAAAGACUGUAUCUUCACCAUUGACCCAUCAACCGCCCGAGACCUCGAUGAUGCCCUCUCCUGCAAGCCACUCGCUGACGGCAACUUCAAAGUGGGAGUUCACAUUGCCGACGUGAGUUACUUUGUUCCGGAGGGAUCUGAUCUGGAUAAAGUGGCUGCCGAGAGGGCCACAAGCGUCUACUUGGUUCAAAAGGUGGUCCCCAUGCUUCCCAGGCUGCUGUGUGAGGAGCUGUGCAGCCUCAACCCCAUGUCCGACAAGCUGACCUUCUCUGUGAUCUGGACACUGACUCCAGAGGGCAAGAUCCUUGAUGAAUGGUUUGGCCGGACCAUCAUCCGCUCCUGCACCAAACUUAGCUACGAGCAUGCACAGAGCAUGAUUGAAAGCUCAACUGAGAAAAUCCCUGCAAAAGAGCUGCCCCCCAUUUCCCCAGAGCAUAGCAGCGAGGAGGUACACCAGGCCGUCUUGAAUCUCCACGGAAUUGCCAAGCAGUUACGCCAGCAGCGCUUUGUGGACGGCGCACUUCGUUUGGAUCAGCUAAAGCUUGCUUUCACUCUGGACCACGAGACCGGAUUGCCUCAAGGAUGUCAUAUCUAUGAGUACCGCGAGAGCAACAAGCUCGUGGAGGAGUUCAUGCUCUUGGCCAACAUGGCAGUGGCCCACAAGAUCCACCGCGCCUUCCCCGAGCAGGCCCUGCUGCGCCGGCACCCCCCGCCCCAAACAAGGAUGCUCAGUGACCUGGUGGAAUUCUGCGACCAGAUGGGGCUGCCCGUGGACUUCAGCUCCGCAGGAGCCCUCAAUAAAAGCCUGACCCAAACAUUUGGAGAUGACAAGUACUCACUGGCCCGGAAGGAGGUGCUCACCAACAUGUGCUCCCGGCCCAUGCAGAUGGCACUGUACUUCUGCUCGGGGCUGCUGCAGGACCCAGCGCAGUUCCGGCACUACGCGCUCAAUGUGCCCCUGUACACACACUUCACCUCGCCCAUCCGCCGCUUUGCCGACGUCCUGGUGCACCGCCUCCUGGCUGCCGCGCUAGGCUAUAGGGAGCGACUAGACAUGGCGCCCGAUACCCUGCAGAAACAGGCGGACCACUGUAACGACCGCCGCAUGGCGUCCAAGCGCGUGCAGGAGCUCAGUACCAGUCUCUUCUUUGCUGUUCUGGUCAAGGAGAGUGGCCCCCUGGAGUCAGAAGCCAUGGUGAUGGGCGUCCUGAAGCAAGCCUUCGAUGUGCUGGUGCUGCGCUACGGCGUGCAGAAGCGCAUCUACUGCAACGCACUGGCCCUGCGGUCCCACCACUUCCAGAAGGUGGGCAAGAAGCCGGAACUCACGCUGGUCUGGGAGCCUGAGGACAUGGAGCAGGAGCCAGCACAGCAGAUGAGGGAAUUAAGGCUUGGAGAGGUUCCGUUCUGAAGGACACUCAGUAAGUGGUGGACAGAGAAUUUCAGCUCAGACUCAAAGAUAUGUCACACACGAUGAAGAGUGCAGAAAACAGAAAGGUAUGGCCUAAAGAAGAAUUACAGAAUUGAACACCAAAGUAACCGCCACCCAGAUCAAGAAAUUGAUUGUGGCCAGGGUUCCCCCACACCACCCCAUACCUUUCCCAUCGAAAACACUAUUCUUUCUUACCACUGAAUUUUUUUUCUUUUUCUUUUUAAAGAUGGGGUCUCACUAUGUUGCCCAGGCUGGUCUUAAAACUCCUGGGCUCAAGCAGUCCUCCUGCCUUGGCCUCUUAAAGGGCUGGGAUUACAGGUGUGAGCCACCACACCCGACCACCACUGAAUAUUUGGAUACUCAUUUUAUUUUCAUAGUUUUUUUGUUUUGUUUUUGAGACAGAGUCUUGCUCUGUCACCCAGACUGGAGUGCAGUGGCAUGAUCUCAGCUUACUGCAGCCUCCACCUCCCGGGUUCAAGUGAUUAUCCUGCCUCAGCCUCCAGAAUAGCUAGGAUUACGGGCACAUGCCAUCGCACCCAGCUAAUUUUUGUAUUUUUAGUAGAGACGGGGGUUUCACCAUGUUGGCCAGGCUGGUCUUGAACUCCUGACCUCAGGUGAUCUGCCCACCUCAGCCUAGUUACUGGGAUUACAGGUGUGAGCUACUGCACCCAGCCUCUUUCCAUCGUUUUAUCCCCCGUAUAGUUUAAGUUUGCCCCAUUUGAACUUCAUGUAUGUGUAAGAUAUGUUCUAUCCUAUGUGUUCCUUUGUGAUUUGUAUAUUUUAUUCAACUUUAUGUUUGUGAGAUUUAAUCUGUUGUAUGUUAGAAAAGCCUGGUCAUUUCCACUGCUGUAUAAUAUUCCAGUUAUGAAACUCCUGACACUUUUUCUGCUGUU
Molecule: messenger RNA, 4239 nt
Organism: Pan troglodytes (chimpanzee)
Lineage: Eukaryota; Metazoa; Chordata; Mammalia; Primates; Hominidae
Gene: DIS3L2
Product: DIS3 like 3'-5' exoribonuclease 2
Exons: 22
Coding region: 794-3325 (843 amino acids)
Biological process (GO): mRNA catabolic process; miRNA catabolic process
Cellular component (GO): P-body
Molecular function (GO): 3'-5'-RNA exonuclease activity; RNA binding
Source: RefSeq, a predicted model, not a curated record